CUCCAUCAUUUCUCUCUUAUUUAACCUCUUUAUGGCUCUCUUCAUCUUCUUACAACUCUGCACUAACGCAUAGUUAUUCCUUCUCUCUUUCCUAAUUCUUCGAUCUAGCUAGCUUCCGUGGAGCUGAAGCUAUACGUAGUCGACACUUAUGGGAAGAUCUCCGUGCUGCCAGAAGGUGGGCUUGAAGAGAGGGCGGUGGACGGCGGAGGAGGAUGAGAUAUUGACCAAGUACAUUCAAGAAAAUGGGGAAGGCUCAUGGAGGGCAUUACCCAAGAAUGCAGGUUUGUUGAGGUGUGGGAAGAGUUGUAGGCUGAGAUGGAUAAACUACUUGAGAGCUGACCUCAAGAGAGGAAACAUCACUGCUGAAGAAGAAGACACCAUUGUGAAGUUGCAUACUGCAUUGGGUAACAGGUGGUCUCUGAUAGCUGCACAGUUGCCAGGAAGAACAGAUAAUGAGAUCAAGAAUUAUUGGAACUCUCAUUUGAGCCGAAAAAUUUACUGCUUCUCCAAGACCAUAAAUAGCACCUCCCCUAGUGAUAUUGAUGCUGUCGAAAUAGCCGUAGCAAGCAAGCGAAGAGGCGGUAGAACCAGUAGAUCAGCCAUGAAGAAACAAACGUUGGCAUUAAUGUCACUGGGGAAGAGGUUGAAGACUGGAGGGGAUGAUGUGCUUCAACCCAAAACCCAAGAAAAUGCCCUUUUUGAGGAAAGCAAUAUGGUGACAAAUUUAGAGACUGGGGACCCUAAUUUUGGAGGAGCAGAAGGUAAUAAAAGAAAACUUGACAUUGGUGUUUGUUCCACGAAUUAUGAAGAGGCGUAUAAAAGCAAAGCAGAAAGUGAGGUUUUGGGACCAGAUGAAUGGCUGGAUAGUGAAAUAGAGAGGCUAAGUGGUCUUUUGCAGAGAGAAGAAGGUAUGAAUCAAAGUGGGGAUAGUGUCUUUAACACGAAGGGAGAAAAUGGGGCCAGAGACAUAACUGAGGGAAGAGACACAGAGGUCAUGGCACAAGAGAAAAUGACAAUAAAAGGUAGUGGUAAUGAAGAUGGUGUCAAUUUGAGCUCAAAUGCAGAGAGCAGUACUACUACAACUACGGGGGAGUGGAAUAUUUGUUCUUCUUCAUCUGUGUCAAGGUUUGAUGAGGAAUGGGUUGAUUGGGGUCUUUCAGGGUUUGGUGAUCAUCAUCAUCUUCAAUGCUCCGAUGAUCAAUGGGAGUUAUGGGAUGAUGGGGAUUUCAACAGGAUGUUGUGUUGGUUAUGGGAUGGUGGCAGCAACAAUGGUCAAGGACAGGGGUUUCAAUGAAUUAAUCACAAAGUUCCUGGGUGGUAAUUAAAAUCCAUAUUAAUCUAUUUGUUGGUCAGCACAUUUCGAAGUUUCUUUCUUUCUUCAAUUGUUUUCUGUUGUAAGGAAGGAAACAGCCAAUCAGGGGGGAAUGAAAUUCAAUUCCUACAAUUAUUCUCCAAUAUUAGCAUGUAGUUUUUGGUGGCUAAGAUUGAAUCUGUCAAGUCUAUAAACUUUUUAAGGCUUUUCUUUCAUAUACGGCAUCCACCAUCUGCAUUUCAACCACUAUUAAUUAACUUUAAUGGAAUGC
Messenger RNA from Rubroshorea leprosula, 1583 nucleotides. The record is from the annotation of a GenBank genome assembly. NCBI's taxonomy places the organism in Eukaryota, Viridiplantae, Streptophyta, Magnoliopsida, Malvales, Dipterocarpaceae.